AUGUGCAGUUUUACACACUGAGCUAUAGUGAGCCUCUCGGCUUUCACCUGGUUUCUCUUUACUAUUCGGCGCCUAGCUGGAGGUUCUCUCGUAAUGUAAAAAGCAAGUGGGCAACACACAGCCUGCACACUCCUCCACACACACACUCCUCCACACACACCUCCUGCACACUCCUCCACACACUCCUCCUGCUGCGCCUUGGGCAUCCUUCUCUCACCUCGGACCCGACUGCAUGGAGGAAGAGAAUUCCUGAUAUUUUGAAGUCUGUGUGCUGCUUGACUGGACAGUUUGUGGGGAUUGCUGCAGCCCUCGUGUCCACCUCCUGCACUCACUCCUCAGGUAAACAGUCCACAACCUGCGAGACAAAUCCUUCUGGAACUUUCGACAGCUUUCAGUUUUUCACUUCGUGAGCCAGCUUUAAUUCUGUCAUGCAGUUGAUGUGAACUGACUCCAGCAUCGUUAAAGCAAAGGUGCUUCUGCUUCAUUCCACAAUGAAGGACGACUUUACUGAUGAGGAGGACGUGCAAUCCUUUGGCUAUAAACGGUUUGGUAUCCAGGAGGGGAAUGAAUGUACUAAAUGUAAAAACGACUGGGCACUAAGGGCAGCCAUUGCUCUCCUGUACGUCCUGUGUGCACUGCUCACAAUAGCUGUGGCUGUAUUAGGAUACAAAGUGGUUCAGAGAAUGGAUGAUGUAACUGAAGGGAUGGAGAACUAUGAAGGCAAAAUUAUUGCUGUAGAGACAGACUUGAAAAAGCUUGAUGAUCAAACAGGAGAGAAGUCAGAGAAUGCCACAAAUGAAAUCCUAUCAUUCAAGGCAGAAAUCCAGACAUUACAGAACCAAAUUAAUGACAUUGCCCUGAGCGCAUCUAACAACAGGGCAGCUUUGGAUGAGCUACGGGUUGUAGGUGAGGAUAUGCAAAGUGGCCAUGUAUCACUGAGAGACCUUCUAGAGAGCAAUACCAACACCAUCCUCACUGUCAACCGUACUCUAACGACAUACAACAACUUGAUUGGUGGACUGAAGUCAGAUACAGAACGGCUCCAAUCAGAUCUUCAGGUACAGAUAAGGGAACAGAGUCGCUCCACCCACAGCCUUAAUAUUCUUAACUUCACGCAGACUCAGCAAAGAAGUCUCAUCAGCACCCUCCAGAGUUCAGUGGAGGAUACCAGCCAGGCAGUCCAGAAGCUGAAGAAUGACUACCAGAGCCUACAGCAGGUGGCCAGGCAGACCAAGGCAGAUGCUGACUGGCUCAGAGAAAAAGUGCAGAACCUCCAGUUGCUGACUGCUAACAACUCAGCACUGACCCGUUCAAACAGUGAUGCACUUGAGGACAUAGCAUCACAGCUCAGUUCACUGUCUGAGCAGAUUCAGAAUGCCUCAACUAUAACAGACAAUCAUGACCAGAAUCUGCGUGAGCUCAUGGAUCAACAGCGCGAUCAUGACAAUGCCACCACCAACAGGUUUGACACUUUGGAGGCACGUCUGGAUCGCAAUGAGGAGGAUAUGGACCGCAUCACAGGGAAUGUGAGCGUUGCUACACAGCUGCUAGGCUCCAUCAGUACUGACUUGAAUGGUCUUCGCACCUGUACUGAGACAGUGACAAGGCACUCGGACCUGCUGCUGGCUCUCAACAGCAGCAUUGUGGAAGCCAGGGCAGAUGGCACUGAGCUCAAAACUCAGCAAGAAGAGCUUGCUGUCAGGCUUGACAAAGAAGUGAGCAGCCUCUCCAUAGUCAUGGAAGAAAUGAAACUGGUGGACAGCAAGCACUCCCAACUCAUAACCAACUUCACUAUCCUUCAAGGUCCUCCUGGUCCUAGAGGCCCUCGGGGGGAUAAAGGACCCCAGGGGCCUGCAGGAAAACAAGGUGAGAAAGGUGACAGUGGAGAAAAGGGUGCUCCAGGUGUGCCAGGGCCUAAAGGAGACAGAGGCCCCCCUGGAAUUCCAGGGGUCCCUGGCUUCAAAGGUCCUCCUGGACCAAGGGGAAGCCCUGGGUCAAAGGGCUCAAGAGGAUCAGGGGGUCGUGCUGGGCCUCCAGGGGAGAGGGGUGACCCUGGUUUACCUGGUCUUGCUGGCAGAGAUGGUCAACCAGGUCCUCAGGGGCCUCAGGGGCCCCCAGGGCCACAAGGGCCAGUGGGACCUGCAGGACCACAAGGACCUCCUGGCCCUGCUGGUCCUAUUGGUCUACAGGGACCACCUGGCCCAACUGGACCUCCUCCUCAACUGGCUAAACCUUUGCAACCAAUAGGACCACAAAGCUCAAUGUCCCGUCAAGUUUAUGAACCUCCUCCCACCAGCACACCAGGAUGCCCACCUCAGUGGAAGAGCUACAAAGCCAAGUGCUACUACUUUUCAGCUCCAUCAGAGCGAUUGAAUUACGAUGAAGCAAAAGAAAUGUGCAAAAAUAAGACUUCUACUAUGCUUACCAUCCACAAUGAGGAUGAACAGCUUUGGAUUCGGAGGCAAAUUGCAGGAAAGGGUUACUUUUGGCUGGGUCUUACAGAUGUGGUAGAGGAAAACAUCUGGAGAUGGGUUGAUGGGACCCUCCCCUCCUAUACGAAUUGGAAACCAGGCCAACCAGAUAACUGGAGCCAUGGCCAUGAAGAAGGAGAAGAUUGCGCAGGACUCAUCCAUGAGGGCAAAAAAGAAGAGGGCCGAGCUCAGACUUGUGUUGUUGUUUUUCCUGUUUAUAUCCCGGCGAUGCCUCUUUUCACGUCCAAUCCUUUUGAUCAAGAUGUUGAGAAAGCAACCAGUGAGAUGAACACAGCUGAGGACUGGGGCCUCAUACUGGACAUAUGCGAUAAGAUAGGACAGUCACGCACCGGACCUAAAGAAUGCCUUCGCUCCAUUAUGAGGCGAGUCAACCACAAGGAUCCCCAUGUAGCCAUGCAGGCUCUGACAUUAUUAGGGGCUUGUGUGUCAAACUGUGGGAAGAUCUUCCAUUUGGAGGUGUGCUCGCGAGAGUUUGCCAGUGAAGUUAGCAAUGUCUUAAACAAGGGCCACCCAAAAGUAUGUGAGAAGCUCAAGGCCCUCAUGGUGGAAUGGGCUGAGGACUUCCGAAAUGACCCCCAGCUCAGUCUCAUAUCAGCUAUGAUCAAGAACCUGAGAGAGCAGGGUGUCACCUUUCCUGCUGUUGGCUCCCAGGCAGCAGAGCAAGCUAAAGCCAGCCCUGCUUUAGUGGCCAAAGACCCAGCAACAUCCACAACCAAGAAAGAGGAAGAAGACUUGGCCAAAGCCAUCGAGUUGUCUUUGAAGGAGCAGCGGCUGCAGAACCAGACCUCAUUCUCUGGGCUUUACCCGAGCGCUAGCAGCCUUCUCACCUCCCACAAAGCCGAGGGAAGGAAAGUUCGGGCUAUUUACGAUUUUGAGGCUGCAGAGGACAACGAGCUAACCUUCAAAUCUGGAGAGAUCAUCACCAUCUUAGAUGACAGUGACCCCAACUGGUGGAAAGGUGAGACAUAUCAGGGCGUGGGCCUUUUUCCAUCUAACUUUGUCACAGCAGACCUGACAGCAGAGCCAGAGAUGAUGAAAACGGAGAAAAAGACAGUGCAGUUCAGCGAGGACAUCCAGGUGGAGACCAUUGAACCGGAGCCUGAGCCUGUCUACAUAGAUGAGGAGAAAAUGGACCAGUUGCUUCAGAUGAUCCAGAGCGCAGAUCCAACAGAUAAUGAGUCAGACGCCUGUGAGCUGCUCCAGCUGGAGGGUGCCUGCAACCAAAUGGGUCCACUCAUUGAUCAGAAACUGGAAGAAAUUGACAGGAAGCACUCGGAGCUGUCUGAGCUUAAUGUGAAGGUGAUGGAGGCACUCUCAUUGUAUGCCAAGCUGAUGAAUGAGGACCCCGUGUAUGCCAUGUAUGCCAAACUGCAGAGCCAGCAGUACUACAUGCAGCAACCCGGCACCUCACAGCAGGUAUACCCAGGGCAGACAGCUGCAGGACAGUACGCUGUGGCUGCUACAGGGGUGCAGGGUUAUAAUGUUCCUGUGGAGCAGAUUCCAGCCAUGAACCAGGUGCCUGCUCCUUUACCAGGCCAACCGGCACCCAGUGAUGUGCACAUGUACAUAGGCCAGGCGCCCGUGUACAGUGCUCCUGCGGGCAGCAUGGCUCCUGCUGAAGUGCAGCAGGCAUACCAGAACACUGCCAGUGGACAGGCAGGCCUGACCCAAACUCCCAUCUACACCUGUGCCAAUCCCACAGACCCUCAACAGAGCCCUUACCCGGAAAAAGCCCUCUUAUAGGACCCACAUACACGGCUCUCGUCUCUCCAGUAUACAUACACACCCUUCUCAUGAACAAAGAGGUGCAAGCUAACACUAAAACAACAUGGCUACAGGGCACGGGAGCAGACUGAUCCGCGCUCCUACAUCAUUGUCAUUGUUUCUGAUGAACAUACACAUGUCUAUACACACUACAUUCUCCCAGUAAUGCACCCAGACAGUAGAAACCACAGAAACACUCAGUCUGACCGAGUAAAAGACACCGAAUAUUGAUUCACUACUGACUGGUUACAUUAUGCAAUUUGAAGAAAGGCAGACAGGAGUUAGUCUCUCUCUCACUAUCUCUCUAUCUCUAUCUUACAGUCUCGCCCUCUCACUCUCUUGAAAUAUAUGUCUUUCUGACUAUCUUUCUCCCUCUCUCGCUAUCUCUAUCUCUCAAGCUACAUCUCUCUCUCAAUUUCGCUCUAAAUUGCUCUCUAUCUUUAUCUAUUUCUCUCGAUCCUGAUGUCUAUUUCUUUCUUUUACAUUAUGUCUCUAUCUUGCUAUCUAUCUAUAACUUAUCUCCAUCUGUCUCUCUAUUUCUCUACCUCGCUAUCUGUCUGUCUCGCUGUCUCCAUCUUACCAUUUUUGUUUCACCGUCUCUGUCUUUCACACCCUCUGUCUUUCUCUGUCUGUCUCUAUCUCACCAUCUAUGUCUCUCAAGUUCUAUCUCUCUCGCACUCUUAAGUUAUUUGACUGAGUUGGUGCCACCCUAAUGCCUACUAAAGACUACACAUUUACUUGUUUUGGAAAAGCUGAAACACAAAUGGAGCAUGCACAUGUACAUAAUUUUCCUUUCUGUUAUGGAACUUCUAACAGUCACAGGUGUUUGUUGCUACAGGGUUUCAUAGGAGAACUUCAUUUUUCCGUGUGUGUGUGUAGAGGUCAGUCUGCAUACAUAAGUGUAAGGUCUUCAUGUGUCAGUAGUUCUGAAAAAGCAUUGUAGCCAUUCCACCUCUCCUGUGGGACUGUGUAGCACAGCACCAGCAUGGUCCCUGACAGAGUGGCGCAGUCCGUACAGCAAUCCCCGCAGUUCUCAGCAGGAUGGCGCAGUCCAUCUUCCUAGGGUCUUGAAGCAUUUCUUUAACACAGUGUUAAAUUGAUUCUUAAUUGUAGUAUGUCUUUAUUUAUUUCGACUGUCAUUUUAAAUGCACUGUACUUUGAUAUAUGAGAAUAAGGAUGAUAUUCUGCUUAAAAAUGUAGAUGUGUAUAUAUGAGAACCUGUGUUACAGCAGCUGCUCCUUCUGUUGAAAGAGCACAGUGAAAGGCAUGUAGUAAUAUUACUCAAUGAUGUUAUGCACUUUUGAUUUUGACUCACAGUCUCAAGUUUCAGCUCGCCUCAAGUUGUAAAACAUUUUAACCACAGAAGGACUAAAGCGGCUAACUGAAAAAUUCAAAUAUUUAGGCACUGGGAAUUUUAAGAUUUCACUAGAACACUAAAAUUGCCUUGUACAUUUUGAUAUGUCUGAUUCCCCUCCAUCGAGAACCAGUUGUGUAUGAUGUGUGUGGGAAUGAUUGUAGUCCAAUAUCUCUAAUAUCACUACAUUUUUAAUCAUUUUGGGAUAAGAUGGAGGCUGAAAGUGAGUUCAUUAGGAUGUUUUAUUGGGAUCAGAGUUUGUAUCCUCUUUGCCCUGGUAUCAUCUGUGUACGUGGAAUAUCUAAAUAUUAAAGAGUUGCUAAAAGAUCUUGACCUGGGGACAAUGAGCCAGUUCCAGCGUGGUCCGCCGCUUUUUACACACAGCUGUGAUCCUGAUAUAAACUUUAUUCACAGGGAGAAUGAUCUUUCCAUGUUUUAAAGGUCCUUGGUGUAUAAGUUCGGUUAAAUGUACCUAGUUCUUUAUGUACUAUUUUAAUCAUCUGAAUGAUUAGUAUUCACAAUAAAAUUAGCCCAAAUGUA
Molecule: messenger RNA, 6150 nt
Organism: Pangasianodon hypophthalmus (striped catfish)
Lineage: Eukaryota; Metazoa; Chordata; Actinopteri; Siluriformes; Pangasiidae
Product: signal transducing adaptor molecule (SH3 domain and ITAM motif) 1
Exons: 23
Coding region: 492-4235 (1247 amino acids)
Biological process (GO): protein transport to vacuole involved in ubiquitin-dependent protein catabolic process via the multivesicular body sorting pathway
Cellular component (GO): ESCRT-0 complex
Molecular function (GO): phosphatidylinositol binding; ubiquitin binding
Source: RefSeq, a predicted model, not a curated record